Messenger RNA from Lathyrus oleraceus (garden pea), 1782 nucleotides. RefSeq lists its product as uncharacterized. The transcript is spliced from 5 exons. Gene Ontology annotation, biological process: telomere maintenance; DNA repair. The record is from RefSeq and is a predicted model, not a curated record. Gene Ontology annotation, molecular function: DNA helicase activity. Bases 1 to 1782 code for a protein of 593 amino acids. Lineage: Eukaryota; Viridiplantae; Streptophyta; Magnoliopsida; Fabales; Fabaceae.
AUGGUAGAUGAAGAAUUACAUUUUAAAACUAUUUUGAGGAGGAAGAAUGCUGCAAAAACCAGAAUUUAUAGAAAGAGUGUUAUUGAUGACAAGAAAUCUGAGAGGUUGAAAACUGCUCUAAAAGAAAACGGUACAUUUGAUAAAAGACGCGGCAAUGACUCAACAGCUUUGAGGAUACCAAUAUCAGAACUUUCGCCAAACAUACUAAAUGACGGUCGUGGCAGCAUUAACAGGCCAAGACAUGUAUGGAGUAAAACAUGUCAUCUCUUAGCUGAUGGAAUACUAUAUGCUCAACAGCGAAUUGCAAACAAUAGAGGUUUGAGAUUGUCGGAUGAAGAGAUAAUGAAUUUAACAUUAAUUGAGAUUGAACGAAAUCUUCAAAGGAAGAGCCGAAGUCUAAAGGAAUUUGCUGGAAUGCCUUAUCCAAGUGGAUAUGUGGUUGAGCAGUUGGGAAAUAAGCUCAUAUACGAAGAGCGGAGUUACAAUCCAGCCGAACAAUUGCAAGAAUACAAUAAUUUGUUCUUAAAUCUUACAGAUGAGCAAAGAGGUGUAUUCAAGCGAAUAAUGGAAGCAGUAAACAAUCAACAAGGAGGCGUAUUUUUUUUGUAUGGAUACGGUGGCACAGGGAAAACCUACACGUGGAGAACUCUAGCUUCCUACAUAAGAUCAAAGAAACAAAUUUGUUUAACUGUUGCUUCAUCGGGCAUAGCUUCACUACUACUUCCAGGAGGUCGAACGACUCAUUCAAUGUUCAAGAUUCCAAUACCUACAAUGGAGUCUUCUACAUGUAAUAUCGACAAAGAUAGUGAUCGUGCAGAGCUACUAAAAAUGGCAAAGUUGAUAAUUUGGGAUGAAGCUCCAAUGGCACACAGAUUUUGUUUUGAAGCGUUUGAUAAAACCCUUAAAGACAUAAUGGGGCGUUCCAAUUGUUCUGACAAAUUAUUCGGAGGGAAAGUAAUUGUAUUUGGUGGAGAUUUUCGGCAAAUAUUACCAGUUGUACCAAGGGGCAGUCGUUCAGAUAUAAUACAUUCUACAAUAAAUUCAUCAUACAUCUGGGAUCAUUGUGUUGUGCUGAAGCUUACAAAGAACAUGCGACUCCAACAAGCCGGCAAUACUUCAAGUACAUCUGAAUUAGAAUUGUUUUCUAAUUGGAUAUUAAAAGUUGGCGAUGGGAAAUUGGAAGAACCUAACGAUGGUUACACGGAUAUUCCUAUUCCAAAUGAUUUCUUAAUUUCUAACUAUGAUGAUCCACUAGAAGCCAUUGUUAGUGAAACAUAUCCGAAUUUUCUUAACAAUUACAAGAAUCCAGAAUUUUUGCAAUCAAGAGCUAUAUUGACAGGAACAAUUGAAACGGUUGACAUCAUAAAUCAAUACGUUUUGGGAUUCAUACCAGAUAUGCGUGAAGAAAAGGAAUAUUUAAGUUCAGAUUCUGUAGACACUUUUGACGGUGAAGGAAAUGAAGCUUUUGAUGUUUUGACCCCGGAAUUUUUGAAUACACUUACAACUUCCGGUCUACCUAACCACAAGAUUAAAUUGAAGAUUGGGACCCCUAUUAUGUUGCUUCGAAACAUUGAUCAACCUGAAGGUCUCUGGAAUGGAACAAGGCUUAUAGUUACAAGAUUGGCAAACCACGUUAUCGAGGCAAAGAUUAUAUCUGGAAAGAAUAUUGGAGGGGUUAUCUAUAUUCCAAGAAUGGAUAUGACUCCAACACAAUCUCCGUGGCCAUUCAAAAUGACUAGAAGGCAAUUUCCCAUAAACUAUAUGUUAUGCUAUGACAAUUAA